This is a messenger RNA of Scaptodrosophila lebanonensis, 540 nucleotides long. RefSeq names its product acyl-CoA-binding protein homolog (gene Acbp1). The transcript has 3 exons. NCBI's taxonomy places the organism in Eukaryota, Metazoa, Arthropoda, Insecta, Diptera, Drosophilidae. Gene Ontology annotation, molecular function: fatty-acyl-CoA binding. Gene Ontology annotation, biological process: fatty acid metabolic process. Bases 115 to 387 code for a protein of 90 amino acids. The record is from RefSeq and is a predicted model, not a curated record.
CUUCCAACACUUAAUACUGACCUUAUCGGAGCCGCUGUCAUCACUAGAAGCACUUGAAUUAUCUUGGAUUGAAAGUCACCCCACCCAGUAAAAGCAAAGAAGUAAAGGAGAAUAAUGGCCGAGUUGCAGGAAUUCAAUGAAGCAGCGGAAAAUGCAAAGAACUUAAACUCUACGCCUAGCGACAAUGACCUGCUUGAGCUUUACAGUUUGUUCAAGCAGGCUACGGUCGGCGAUUGUAACACAGAUAAGCCAGGUUUUCUGGAUUUUAAAGGCAAGGCCAAAUGGGAGGCAUGGAAUAGCCGCAAGGGGAUGACAAACGCCGAUGCCCAGACCGCCUAUAUAGCAAAAGUAAAGUCGCUGAUUGCAGCUGUCGGACUGAAGGCUUAGGCUAACAUAGGCUCCGGGCCGAGCAAUAUUUAAUAUGCAUUUAUGCUGCAUAAUCACAUUUAACGCACAAUUAUGUACCAAAAUUUUUACUCUGCUUUAGCUACUCAGCAAAUACAAAUACGCACUUUCGUUUAAACGAAAACUUGCACACUA